GUCCAAAACGAUUUCCUUCCAGAGCACCAAUCCCCCUAGCCAUGACUAGAAAGAAAGUCACCCUGGCUUACAUCGCCAACGACGCCGCGAGGAAAGCCACUUUCAAGAAGAGAAGGAAGGGCCUAAUGAAGAAGGUGAGCGAGCUGAGCACGCUGUGCGGGAUCGAGGCAUGCGCCAUCGUCUACAGCCCGUACCAGGCCGAGCCGGAGGUGUGGCCAUCCACGCUGGGGGCACGCCGCGCCAUUGCCAGGUUCAAGAACAUGUCGGAGAUGGAUCAGAGCAAGCGGAUGGUGAACCAGCAAGGGUUCAUCCGGCAGAGGAUUGUGAAGGCCGAGGAGCAGCUGAAGAGGCAGCUGCGUGAGAACCGCGAGAAGGAGAUCUGCCAGGUGAUGUACCGGGCCCUCGUCGGCGAGCCACUCCAGGGCCUGACCCUCGUGGACUUGAACGACUUGGGGUGGAUGUUGGAGAAGACCGGGAAGGAGAUCGAGGAGAGGAUCAAAAAGCUGAAGAACAUGGUGCCGGGCUCGGAGCAGGCGGCACCAGCGGAGCCAAAGGUAGAUAAGGGUUCGGAGGAGGAGAAUGGUGAGGCGGCUCCGAAGAACAAUGCCGCUCUGAAUGAUGUCGUGGCCGUGGAGGCCAUGCAGAACCAGCCUUGGUACAUGGAGUUUCUGAAGCCGCGCAACGAGAGCAAUACCAUGAAUCUCAGCAAGAACGAGCCGAGGCCGUCCUACCCGUACGGAAACCCUCCUCCUCCAUGGUCGAACUUCUUCUUCCCAUGAAAGAAUUUGGAAGUGUUCUCCUCUUGGUCCUUAGUGAAUCGAAAUAAGAUGAAAAUAAGAUCGUUUUGGUGGGUCUAGGGCGAAAGUGAUGUGUUGUUGUCUAUUCAUUUCUAUGGCUAUUGGGUUUAUAUGAUCUGUGUCUAGCUUAUUUCCUGCCUUCAUUGAUUCUUGAAGAUGACCUAAUGUUU
Molecule: messenger RNA, 967 nt
Organism: Rhodamnia argentea
Lineage: Eukaryota; Viridiplantae; Streptophyta; Magnoliopsida; Myrtales; Myrtaceae
Product: agamous-like MADS-box protein AGL80
Exons: 1
Coding region: 42-779 (245 amino acids)
Biological process (GO): positive regulation of transcription by RNA polymerase II
Molecular function (GO): RNA polymerase II cis-regulatory region sequence-specific DNA binding; protein dimerization activity; DNA-binding transcription factor activity, RNA polymerase II-specific
Source: RefSeq, a predicted model, not a curated record